AUGGAUGCAAAGGGCUUUCUAGAUCACAGUGUCAGUGGCUUCCAGAUGUUCAGUUUUCACAAAGGAACUAGUAGGUUUGCCUUGAAACUGACACUUUUUUCAAAAUCUUUUCACCAGGUGGACUUAACUGUGCAGAGGGAAAUGGCUGGCUUGUGGGUCAAAGUCCCAUGUGUAGAACAAAUCGGUAGCUGUACCUACGAAGACAUCUGUAACGUAUUUGACAUUUUUCUUCCCCCUGGAGAGCCCUGUCCAGAGCCCCUGCACACCUAUGGGCUUCCCUGCCACUGUCCCUUCAAAGAAGGCAAAUACUCACUGCCCAAGAGUGUUAUCACCAUACCCCACCUGGACCUGCCCAGCUGGCUCAGUACCGGAAACUACCGCAUCCAGAAUAUCCUAAGCAGCGGCAAGAAACAUCUGGGCUGUUUCAAGAUCGAUGUCUCUCUAGAGGCCAUGAAUGUGGCACCAGCUGCAGCAGAAUGAAGGCCUGUGAGGAAGGUGUCCCUCCUCCUCCGUCUUGCAUUUGUCAAAGCCAAAUUCUGAUUUUCUCUCCCCCUUCAAGCCCCUUUCUCCAGUGAUGCUACUACCCUUGCUGAAAGUCAUUUUGUGCCACUUACAUUUUAGGUGUGGGCAAGCAGCCCUAACCUAAGGUGGGGUGAUCCUGGCAGUUCUUGAUAGCUCAGGACAUCUACUGGGCUGGCCACUUCAUUCUCCUCUUCACCCCUAUGGCUUUCUCUCUUAGAGCUUAACUUAUUUUCCAAACAGUCAAGGAAGAGAAUGAACAUGUUUUGUUACCCCAAGUUCAGACUAACCAGUCUUGCUCUCCUGAAGUACCUUGAAUGACUUUUCUCAUUAAAUUUUUUUUUUUUAUCACUAACUUAAAAGCAGAGUGAGAGUAUUAUCAGUUUUCAUUUUACUCCACCCGCCUCGGACAAUGAAGGGCCUGAACUAGUAGAACUCAGUCUGUUCCUCCAUUAACAUCUGCGAUUAGUUUGAGUAGUCUUCUAGAUUUGCCCAUUUAACAGUGAGUCACAGUGUAUCCUGGAGAGGCAGGGUGUGGGGUGGGGGGCCUUUCAUGGGAGAGAGAUUUAAGAAUGCUCUACGUAUUGAAGAUAGUUGACAACCUCAGGUGCCUGCAGGGCCAAGUACAAGACAUAAAUGAGUGACCAUAAGGAAGACAAACAGCCCAUAUGCAUUGAUGUGAGGCAGCCGAUGCCCAGUGUGGAGUUGGGGAUAUAAUCAGGGAUGAUGGGGACUGGGUGAGUUGGAAAGGGCACAUGCUGUUUGUAGGGGCCACUGCUGUCUGGACAUAGCCAGUUAGUGGCAUGUGAGAAUGUUGUGGGCCCAGUUUGCCAGAUAUUUUCAAUUUUUUUCCUUAGAGAUGCUGGAAAUCCAGACUUUUAUACGGAAUCUUACAAUGUUUAGAUAUUGGCAAGCAAUUAUUUUUU
Molecule: messenger RNA, 1445 nt
Organism: Myotis davidii
Lineage: Eukaryota; Metazoa; Chordata; Mammalia; Chiroptera; Vespertilionidae
Gene: GM2A
Product: GM2 ganglioside activator
Exons: 3
Coding region: 1-480 (159 amino acids)
Biological process (GO): lipid transport; ganglioside catabolic process
Cellular component (GO): cytoplasmic side of plasma membrane
Molecular function (GO): enzyme activator activity; lipid carrier activity
Source: RefSeq, a predicted model, not a curated record